AUGCAAACUCCAAUCAUCCUUUUUCAGGUCUUGGCCUUCCUCCUAUCGAUCUAUGUUAAGGCAGCAUUUGCUAUUAGUUCAACCGACCAGCGCGUUGAACAACUAGCGAGGGUGCCAGAUGGCUGGUCAAAGGGAGGCAGACCGCCGGCAUCGAAGCUCAUCACAUUUCGACUGGCAAUUACUCAGAAUAACGCCGCUGAGUUCGAGCAAAAGGUCAUUGACCUCUCAACACCGGAACACCCGAGCUAUGGUAGACACAUGACACGAGACGAAGUGAAUGACUUCUUGCGUCCAUCACCUGCCAUUUCAGACCAGAUUAUCGCAUGGCUGAGAUCGGAAAAUGUGCCCGCAAGUUCCAUCAAUUCAAAUAUUUAUUGGAUCACGUUCACAGUCCCCGUUUCUCAAGCCGAGCAGAUGUUGAAAACACAAUUUUUCUACUUCCAGCACCAAGCCCAGAACAGCCUCGCAAUUCGGACUCUUGGUUACUCUGUGCCUAGGGUCUUGCAUCCUCACAUUCAGCUAAUUCAACCCACAACUCGAUUCGGUGACUUCAGCUCCCAAAGAAGCUUCCAUUUGCAGCCCAGUCCGGUGACUUCUGAGCAGCUCGCCGCUCAAUGUGACAGGAUUAUCACACCAGAUUGCCUCCGAGAGCUGUAUGAGAUCGAUAACACGACCAGCAGACCCGAUUGGCGGAAUCGAUUGGGAAUAUCUGGUUUUCUGGAACAAUACGCUCGCCAUGAUGAUUUCGAGGAGUUUUUGCGUCAUUACGCACAGAGCCACACGGACGCCAACUACAGUGUCGUCUCCAUCAACGGGGGCCAGGACGAUCAAGACUCUAUUUUUGACAGUGUCGAAGCAAAUCUAGAUGUACAGUACUCCAUUCCACUGGCAGAUGAAGUACUAGCAACCUUCUAUACGACCGGGGGGCGUGGUCCUAUGGUUCCUGAGAUAAACAAUCCAAAUCCUGCUAAUUCGACAAACGAACCUUACCUUGAACAACUUCAUUACUUGUUAGGCCUCCCAGACGGGGAGCUGCCCGCCGUGCUUUCCUCCUCAUAUGGAGAAGAUGAACAGAGCCUUCCACUGUCCUAUUUGAAUGCCACUUGCAGUCUGUUCGCCCAACUGGCCGCUCGAGGUGUUUCCAUCAUUUUCAGUAGCGGAGACUCUGGGCCAGGAGGAUCUUGUGUGAGAAAUGACGGGACAAAUCAAACCAGGUUCCUCCCGGCAUAUCCAGCUUCCUGUCCAUUUGUUACGUCCGUGGGCGGAACAUACGGCAUGAACCCCGAAAAAGCGGUUACCUUCUCCGGUGGUGGAUUUUCAGAGGUGUUCUCUCGUCCCGAAUAUCAAGACCAGUCUGUGACAAACUACUUGGAUCAUCUUGGAAAUCAAUGGCAUGGGCUAUACAAUCGGAAUGGGAGAGGUAUUCCGGAUGUAUCAGCCCAAGCAUCCGAUUUCGUUGUUCGAGACCAUGGCGACUGGUUCUUGGUCGGAGGUACAAGUGCUUCAGCGCCAGUGAUGGCAGGAGUAGUGUCUCGGCUCAAUGCUGCGCGUCUUGCUCAGAAUAAACCUCGAAUGGGCUUUCUAAACCCAUGGCUUUAUAGCCACGGGCAGCCAGGGCUCACGGAUAUUACCCAGGGUGCCUCCCAGGGUUGUAAAUGGACCGACGAUAAUGCUACUCUCCGGGUACGGAAUGCUAGGUGGGAUGCCACCAAAGGGUGGGACCCGGUGACAGGGCUAGGCACGCCUUUGUUCCGCACGCUUGUGAAAUUGGCAUUGUUAGAUGACUAUGUGUAG
Penicillium paradoxum is the source of this 1794-nucleotide messenger RNA. Its product is annotated as S53 family peptidase. Lineage: Eukaryota; Fungi; Ascomycota; Eurotiomycetes; Eurotiales; Aspergillaceae. Gene Ontology annotation, biological process: proteolysis. The record is from RefSeq and is a predicted model, not a curated record. Gene Ontology annotation, molecular function: serine-type endopeptidase activity; tripeptidyl-peptidase activity. The transcript is spliced from 2 exons. Bases 1 to 1794 code for a protein of 597 amino acids.